Molecule: messenger RNA, 2210 nt
Organism: Onychostoma macrolepis
Lineage: Eukaryota; Metazoa; Chordata; Actinopteri; Cypriniformes; Cyprinidae
Gene: lamp5
Product: lysosomal associated membrane protein family member 5
Exons: 6
Coding region: 75-1100 (341 amino acids)
Cellular component (GO): membrane
Source: RefSeq, a predicted model, not a curated record
UCCAUACCUGGAUAAAAACAGCACUGCCUUGUUCUGUUGGAAUGAAAUAAGCGAAGGACUGAGAGCGCGGUGUGAUGUGUGUCAUCGGUCACGCGGCUGGUGUCGCGGGGACGAGCUGCGCGCUCCUGAUCUCUGCGUGUCCUGCAGACGCGGAUCGGACCGAGGUCUCUCUCUCUGCGGGAAACUUGCGCGGAACUUCCGCCGGCGGAGGCAGCAAUGCAGCAGUGAACCUCGCACCUGCUCCGGAGUUCCUCUCGCAGACUCUUCCUCGCAUUCUCAAGAUGGAGCUUCUGCUGCUGCUCUCCUCUCUGUCGGCUCUCUGUGUUUCUGCGGAGCAGGAGGUGGAGAAUCUCUCUGGACUCUCGCCGAAUCCCGACCGGGACAUUUUCGUAGUGAGAGAAAACGGAACGACCUGCUUGAUGGCGGAGUUUGCGGUGAAAUUCCUGAUUCCCUACGACGUUCUGGCACUGAACGGGAUCGACCUGAUCACGGAGCAGGCGUCCGCGACGAUCCCGCGUGGAGCUCAGAUCGCUGGGAAAUGCGGGAGCAGUGAGUCGGAGCUGCACAUCUCGUGGCUCAAUCACGCAUUCACAUUCCGCAUCUUCUUCUCAAAGGAGAAACACACGAUGGGCAGUGAUGGAAAAGCUAAAGAAACUGAAGUGUGGAAGAUAAACAAGGUCCAGCUGAUCUACGACACUUCAGAGAUGACACACUUCAUUAGCGCUUAUAAUCCGGGGAAACACACGGCCAGCACACACCAUCUCUCUGCGCUGGUGACUCCGGCCGGACGCUCGUUCGUUUGCUCGGCUCAGCAGACGCUCACGCUGAUCUCCAGCGACCAUCAGAAGGGAAUCACCGUCUCCAUCUACGACAUUCAGAUUCAACCCUUCGACAUCAAGAGCGACUUUGUCUUCAGUGAACCGUAUAAAUGCAUCACGGACCAGCGGGAGCAGCUGGAGCAGACGCUGCCGCUGGUGUUGGGUCUCAUCCUGGGUCUCAUCAUCGUCAUCACCAUCUCCGUUUAUCACUUCCACCUCAAACUGAGCGCCGUGCAGCAGCCGCAGCUUCCUCGCGACCGCUCGCUCUACAAGAACAUGUGAAGACUCUCUAUGCACACGCCAUGCGUCCAGACGUCUCAAUGCACCUCACUAGAACUCCUCUUUUAUUUCUGGGUUCUGUGUCAAAUGUAUGGAAGCCCGUUUCCACCAUAGAAUGAAAUGUUUUUUUUUUAAAAAGGUAGUUGCGACUUUUUUUCAGAAUUGCAAGAUAAAAACUCAUAAAAAAGCCAGAAUUGUGAGAUAAACAGUCGUAAUUACCUUUUAUAUCUUUUAUUCCAUAGCUGGAAAACAGAAUUGCGAGACGUAAACUUAGAAUUCUGAGGACAAAAAGGAGUUAAUAUCUUGCAAUUUUGACUUUUUUCCUCAGAAUUAUGAAUUUAUAUCGCACAAUUCUAUGUUUAUAUCUCAGAAUUGCAAGAAACAAAGCCCGAAUUGUGAGUUAAGAAGUUGAUAUUACCUUUAUUUUUGUCAUUUCUGUGGUUUUCAUACGGAUGUCUUGUCUAGAUGUUAAAUGUCAGCGCUGCUCUCAUCACGUGUCGUUUACCACACGAUUGUCUAUCGCUGUAAAAAUAGAGAUAUUUAAAUUGCUUGAAGGAUAUAAAUAAAGUACAAAUAUUUAUUGAUGAUAAUUUCAUGAUUAUUGCUUAUUUUGUGAUUACUGAAUAUUUUCUGAUUUGCUAAAUGAGACAAACUGUACUGUCCCUGUGUUCUUCUGUUUACUCUCUCGUGGAUGUGAGGAGCUUUAGAAGAUCUUUGCUGUUUGAGGUUUUUCUUUUCCAGCUGAAAAAGGGAAACUGAAGGUUUAGAUCCAUCAGAAUCAAACAUGACUCGGAGAUGAAUGGAAAAUCAAUAAGAAGCGGCAGUAACAUCACUGGCAUUAAAGAUUUCCACAAAUGAGCUGCGAUCCUCACAGAUCGAUGUCUGGAGUCUCGGGCGCCGAGGGCUUUAUUGAUCCACGUCACCGGCGCUCAAUUAAAAACACCGCUUCUGCUGGCCAGUGAUUUAUGCUGCCGUUCUUCAGGAUUUCUUAAAGUUCUGCUGUUUGUGUGCGUAUUCAUCAGUUUCUGCUCACGCUGCAGCUCAGAUCUCAUUCCAGCAUGUUCAUAUUCAAAUGUGGUGCGUUAAUAAACUUUCAUUUUUUGUCAAACUGUU